Molecule: messenger RNA, 1673 nt
Organism: Eurytemora carolleeae
Lineage: Eukaryota; Metazoa; Arthropoda; Copepoda; Calanoida; Temoridae
Exons: 12
Coding region: 78-1673 (531 amino acids)
Source: RefSeq, a predicted model, not a curated record
CGAGAAAAUGAGGAACUAAGUGAAUUUCAGUUUCAGCAAUCAAUCAUGUUGUUUUAAUCAAUAGAAAUGGAGUAAAAAUGUCCAUUAUUGUGUUCAACAGUUCUCCCAGUGUAGUCUACCAUUGGCUAGAUAAAUCAACAAGAAGAAAUCUCAGGAAGAAAUAUGAAUACCGUGUGGGAGAGCGUGGAAGUGAAGUUGACCAGCAGCUGACAGCUAUAUUCUCACCGGUUAUACUCACCUCACAGAUCCUGCAGGAGGACAGGGAUAAUAUAGAAUUCACAAUUAUUGUUUUAAUUACAAGAGGUGUAUGCUCAAAGGAAUCUGUGAAGGGCAUUGGAACCUGUUUAUUAAAACAGAUUCAGCUGCUGUGCGGACCUGAUCUAAACAGACUCAAUCAAACAAAAUAUAAAAUUAAGAUGAACUGUAUAUCUGCGAGCGUGUUAUCCUGUCUAAAACAUAUGAAUAACGACGACAUUCGUUUACAACUUGAUUCUCAGACCUUUUCCUCCAUCGAAGAUUAUUGGUGGGGCUUAUAUACAAAAACACUUAUUUUAGACAAGAAAUCUGAAGAAUGGUGGAAGGGAAAAGUUUCUCUAAUUCUGAAGAAUCUUGAGUCAAACAGUAUUUUAGGCGAGUUUUCAAAUAUUCAUCUUGCCGUAAUGAAUAAAAACUUUACUCUGGGAGCGUUGGAAUCUUUGCACUCUGUUAGAUGUCGUCUUCCUGUGGAAGAUCUUCAGGUAUUCUUGAGAGCUAAGCUGAACCAGAUCUCUGUGGUUGAAGGAGGACUGACAGGGGACUGGGACCAGGAUCUAGAACUAGUUUUUCUACGGGGACACAUACCCUGUACAGUCUGGUGUACUGAGGUUGAAAGUGCUUACCUAGUAUUGAUUCUAGAAUGGAGAGUAGAUAUCAUCAAAUUGAAAAUACUUUAUCUUUGUUCAGUGUUGUUACACCAGAAAGAGGAUAAAUGGACAGAACUUCGAAACCUGAUCAUCUCUCAUAAACCCCAGUGUAGCAACCUACCCGGAGCAGAACUAGUCUUGGCUAAUAAGUCCCUGGAAAAUAUUCGUUCUUUGUACAAAUAUGUUCGAGCAGAGUUAGGCAAUAUAUCUAGAUUUACCGGAUUUGUCCAGAUCUCAAAAAACAAAUUCUUUUUCUCCGUCCUGGAUAAGUUUCUCCGGGUCAAGGUUCGACAUCCGCCAAACUUGGAAUCGGAGUCGUGCAAAGUUAAAUUAAGAAGUGUCAUUGCAAACCUUAUUCAGGUUCGGAUUUAUAAUCACUCUUUGCGGAAGUUAGUUGUACUAGACUUAGAGGAUAACCUAGAGGUGGCUAACCUCAGUAUACCUAGGCUAACUCCGACUAACAAUUUAAUUUUGUGUGAAACUGAUCAGAGUGAAUUUUCUGAGUUUAAAGUGUUUAGAAUGAAUUUCAGGACGGAUUUGAGAACCCCUCUAGCUCCGGGUACUCCUGUAGGUACAGGAGACAAGGACGGAUCAGGAUUAAUCUCUCUUAUUGCAGUAUUCCCGAGCUAUACUCAGCUAGACGCCGGUCAGCUCAGCCUGGCUUGUGUUAAAUUCUACGUGGAGAAUAUAUCAAACUCAAGGAUAACUGACCCUUUAUCAUUUCCUGCUACCGAUUGUCUUGUCUACGCUGUCCGCCAAACCUUUAAUUGA